Diaporthe citri is the source of this 1050-nucleotide messenger RNA. RefSeq lists its product as uncharacterized. The record is from RefSeq and is a predicted model, not a curated record. Lineage: Eukaryota; Fungi; Ascomycota; Sordariomycetes; Diaporthales; Diaporthaceae. The transcript has 2 exons. Bases 1 to 1050 code for a protein of 349 amino acids. Gene Ontology annotation, molecular function: ribonuclease III activity. Gene Ontology annotation, biological process: RNA processing.
AUGAACGCCCCUUCUCUCGCUCUGCUGGGGAGGAAUGCCAAGGCGCGCAUUGAGACGUGCCAGCACAUCAUCGGCUACACAUUCAGGAACACCAAAUAUAUCAGGCAAGCCCUGAUGCCCCUUCACCCCAUCCACCAGCGCCUGGCCCUGGUUGGAGACAAGGUCGCCGACGCCCAGCUAGUAGGCCGCUGGUACGAGAGCAAGAAGCGGCCCCUCCCGGACCAGUGGGCACCUAUAAGAAACUCCUUGGUCAGCAAUAGGAACCUCGCCGAGGUUGGCGUCCGCUUGCGCAUCCAAGACUGUACGUUCCCGCGCUGUGGCCCUGGCAAGAGCAUGGCCAACACCAUGGAGGCCAUAAUUGGUGCUGUCUGGCUGGACUCAAAACGUGACUUUGGAGCAGUCAAUGCGGUCAUGGAGAGGCUUGGCCUCACAAAACACGCCCUAAUCCGCUCCCCCAACACCACCUUCACCACCUUCCAGCCACGAUGCGACACGCAGCACAUCCAGUCAAGCCGCUCCUUGCCCGACCGCUUCUUUGUCGGACACCACGUGGGCCUGCUUCAGCUUUUGUUCAAGCAUGGCCAGUCCUUCAUCGUCCAGCAGCGCGCAGGCCAGCACGCUAACCUGUCGCCCCACAAGCCGGCGAAGGAGGCAGGAACAAUGAAUAUUAUGUCCGAAACGGCCCAGAAGCGGACUGCAGCCCCAGUCGCAAGGAAACACAAACAUCGUGGCCACGACCCGGGUCAUUCCUCCGACACCACCAACCCUCCCAAGCGACAGGCCCCAGAGCACGUGCUCACCGCUGGCGAGCAAACAAAUGCAGAACGCAACGACUCCGCGCUGGACAGCGCUCUGCCUGAACAGCAACCGGUGACCCUGGGCGACCACGGUAGCAGUCUUGCCGGCCGGCAUGACGGACCUACGGGCUGGUACCGCGAAGACACUGAGUGGAACCGACUCUACUAUUUCAUAUGGGCUGACUCACUGCAGGGAUCCCAAGGCCGACAGAUCAGUGGCACUCCAAGCUCUGGCUUUGCUACGGCCGUAUAA